AAGAUUAAGCCUCAUAUAAUAUCUCGUAAAACGAACAAAGAGCUACAGUGGUCAAUAAAAUGUUUGAAGAUUUGAAGAAUCAGAAACAUGUCCAUAUACGAGAUUGGGAUUUUGUGAAGAGAACCAUAGAAAAUAUAGCUGCAGAUGGACCAGACAAAUUACAGGUUGUUGCUGACUUUGAUCGGACACUGACAAAGUAUACAAACAAAGGAGAGUUAUGUGCAUCUUGUCAUAAAGUUCUUGAGGAGGGUGAUCACCUACCAGAAUUCUUCAGAGUAAAGGCUACAGAACUGCGUGACACCUACUUCCCAUUAGAAAUGAACCCAGAUAUUCCUGUGAAUGAGAAGAUUCCACUAAUGAUAGAAUGGUGGACAAAAGCCCACAACUUGUUGGCAGAAUGUGGUAUCACAAAACAGUCUAUCAGGAAAAUGGUGGAGUCAUCAACAGCCAUGCUGAGAGACGGAUGUGUAUGGCUGUUUGAUCACUUAAACACACAUGAAGUUCCAUUACUGAUUUUCUCUGCUGGUAUCGGGGAUGUAUUGGAGGAAGUGAUUCGUAUCCAAGCAACUUAUCAUAGCAACAUGAAAGUUGUGUCAAACUACAUGGCUUUUGAUGAAUAUGACCGUAUGGUUGGAUUUCAAGGAGACAUGAUUCAUGUUUACAACAAAUGUGAGAAUGCGAUUCAUGACUCUGAUUACUUCCCGCGUCUGGAGAAACGGUCCAACAUCCUGCUUCUUGGGGACGGGAUCGGGGACCUGAACAUGGCUGAUGGGGUGACCAAUGUAACAAACAAACUUACAAUAGGAUUUUUAAAUGUGAAGAUUGAAGAGAGCUUGGAGCUGUAUAUGAGUAAAUAUGACAUUGUGAUAUGUGAUGACGAAACCAUGGACGUAGUGAACUCAAUUGUGGAGCUUGUAACCGCGAAGUAAAUUAUCAGCCCUACAGAUUUAGGAUAAGAAACAUUCACCACAUGUGUUUAAUGAGUACUAUACCUCUGUACCAAGACCUUUCAAAGGAUAAACUUUUACAUAAUUUUUUUACUUUUAUCCUUUUUUCACAGAGACAUAUGCAGAUAUCAGUAACAUUGCCGAAAGUGUAGUUUUAUUGCAAAUUGUAAAUACGAAAAUGUAUUUUUUGCUAACAUAAAAUGCACAUUGCUAUAUAUAUUUUUAACCAGUAAAAUGAUAACAAGACCCAUUUUGAGGAGAAACGAAUGUCAUGUAUUUGUACUAAACGUACAUAUGAUAUAUUUCCUGCAUAAUAAUAUCAUCAAUUUAAGUUUCAAGAAAAUAAUAUCCUGUAAGAAAUUUUAGAUAUUUGUUAAUUUGAUAUUAAUCACCAACUGCAUGUACCCCACACUAAACCCAAGGAGUCAACAAAAAACACUUUGUUAAAGGUCAUGGGAUGGGCUUAUCAAAAGACAAAAAAGUAUCAUCUCCUAAUAACAGUAAAUAUGGGUGGGCUUAUUACUAGAUAUCAACUUAUUGCUUGAGAAAUUCAUUAUAAUGAUAAAGUAUUCAAUAUUUCCCAUCCAAGUAGGUACAAAAAGAAAAUUUCCUUGUAGAAUGGGAUAUAGUUAGGAACAAUUCAAUGUGGUACUUAUACUUCCAAUGUGUCCUAUGCGGUCUCCUGAAUGUUUUUGUUGUCAUCAAAGACCUAAUGAGAAACUGAGAUAACUAAUGGGGUUUUAAAAUCAUAUUACUUAAACAGUUGCGUUACAAACUCUACUAAUAAAUCUCUAUAUAUGACAUGUCUGUCAUACAAGUCACAUGUCGCACGAAAAACAAGGUUUUAGACUGUCUUGUCCUUGUUUUAAACUCUACUAUUAAAUCUUUAUACAUGACAUGCCUGUCUUACAAGUCACACGAAAAAAAAGGUUUUAGACUGUCUUGUCCUUGAUUGUGUCCUGAAGUGUGUUUAAUUUUUUUUUUUGGUGCAGGGUUAAAUGUCCUGAUUGAGUCUGAUGAAUCAGAUUAUCUGUUUUUUUAUCUCGUAAUUACAAUACUGUGGUUCAAGUAAGCUUGUGGCAUUACAAUAGUUCUGUAUUUGGUAUUUUUGUCUGUUAAAAUUUCAACCUUUCAUGGAAGAUCAGAAAGCGCCUACUUAAACAUCUAGCCACAUGAAAGUAGAUACAAGGGUUUUACUAUUGUGUGAAAUGUCUUGUUACUGACAUGAAAAGUUGGUUGUUUUUAGAAAGGUACAGCAAAGACUGGGUGUAUGCAUUUGAAAUCAGAACCUGUGAUAGUCAAAGAAGUUAUUGUACAUUCUUUCAUGGUACUGACUUAAUUGAGAAGAGUGUCCCUGCUGUAUCUCACACCAUAUUCUAAAGAAGUUGGGCUCCCCUUACAGACCAGGAAUAGACACCUGACAAUAGCUUCUUGAGAAAAAAAAGAAUAUGUGAGAUUCACACUGCUUGUAAUUGAAUGUUUGCUGGAAUUGUCACUGUGAUCUCUACUGAAUUGUGAUACAUUUAUACUUAACUGAAAUAAGCUAUAUGUUUUGAUACUACACAAAUCUGAAUUUUUUCUCCACAUGUUUUGAGGUAGACUUGUUAGUUCAAUUUUCGUUAAGGAAUUAUAUGUACAGGUUUGUUGUGUUUUCAGUCUCAUUUCUAUGUUGUUUUUUUUGUAUUAUGUUUUUUUUUUUUUUUACUUUUUUGUUAAAAUACCCCAAAUAGAUAAUCCCAGAAGAUUGUUAUAUACAUUUAUAUUAAUUUUUUUUUAUAAAUGCCCUGUUCACAUUAUAUAUCCCUCAGUCAAGAAACACUUGGUCGGGUGGCGCAGUGUUAAUGCACUCGCCUUUCACCUAGCCGACCGGGGUUCGAUUCCCGGAACGGACGUGAAAAGGUAAGGGGUCACCUGCCCGACCACGUGGGUUUUCCCCGGGUACUCCGGUUUCCUCCCACAGUAAGACCCUUCGCGCGCUUACAUCCGGGCCAACAAGAGUGAUUAGUAUAAGUUGACAUAACUUGUUUCGCAAUUGUUGUAAAAUAAAUAAAGUUUAUUAUAAGAAACACUGUCCUAUGUACAUCAUAUGUGUUCUAUACCAGUAUCAAAUGGUCAGUAUGGGACUAGAACCUCCAGUUCAUUUCAUUUAUCCAGGAGAUUUUAAAGAUUAAAAUCUUAUUUUCAUUUUAAAAUUGAUAUGUUUUAUUUUUACAGAGUUAAGCACAGUAGAUGAGAUUUUAGUAAGACAUUGAAACAAAAAUGUGAUUGAAUUUUAUGAGCAAGUAAUUUUUAAUAUGUGUUUUAAGUCUGUCGGACUGGAACAACAGCUUUCCAGUUUAGACCCUUUACUCUGAAAGAUCAUCAUAAGUGUGCAAAUCAUAUCAAAUUGAAUGAUACUAUAUCAAAUUAAAGAAAUGUGAUGAUUUUCCGAUACAAGAUUUUUUCUUCUAAAUUUUCUUCAUUCUAACAUUGACUCUUUUUACUAUUUGAUUAAAACUGGGUAAACCAUAUUCAAAGAACUAAAUAUACUGGCAUUUAGCUGGAGAGUAUACAAUUUCUGAAGCCUGAAUAACCACUGUGUUUAUAGUUCAUAGAAUUGAAUAAGUAUUUUAUAGUUAGAGUAUUCUCCCCUUGAUUUCCUCCCAGUGCUGAGCUGACCCAGAUAAACACAAAACACCUGUUAUAAUUUGUCAAAAAUGUGUUCACUUUCUCCUCGUAUCUACAUGUACAAGGUGAGUGAAGAAAGAAGUUUGUCACAUGACCUAUUGUGUAUGAACAGGUUACUUUGGUUCUGUACUUAUGGUUUUCCUAGAAUUGUAGCCUUAACGGUAUAUGGGUGCUUAUCUUUCAUUUGCAAUUAUUUUUUGGUAUUCUAUUGUUUUUUCUUCUCCCUCAUUUGCUGCUGCUUUGUAUGUUUGGAAACAUUACUAAUAGAAUGUAUACAAGUAAUCAAUAUUAAGAAACAACUUUGAUGACAACUGCAUUUUUUUUAUGAAUAUAUAGUUUAGGACGGCGUCAUAUACCUUCAAUACUUGGAAGUUUUAUUGCAAGGAUGUUAAACAAAAUUUUACUCUGUAGCAUGACAUGGAGAAUUUCCUGUGUAACCAUAAAUAAUUGAAAUAAUCAGAUUUGUAAAGCAAUGAGCGUUUCCGUCACUUUAGUAUAUUGCAAAAGGAAAAUAAAUAAAUAAAUAAUAAUAAAAUGGUUCUGUUUAGUAAGAAGAUUAUUACUCAUGAUUGUGAGGAAUAAUGAUGUGUAAAUUUAUUUUGAAAACAAAGUUUUUGGCAACAUGUCAUAUAGAAAGAUAUUAAUUAUUUAUUUACUUGACAAGUAAUGAUGAUGCAUGUACUUUCCUUAGUGAGAAAUAUGAGAAUUGCAAACUGGAUGUGAUUUGAAUGAUUUAGAAAUACAAUGUUGUUCCUUAUUUUGUAAGGAGUCAGAAUAAUGUUUGUUAUUUAAUGAUGCAAAGUGUAGUACAUACAAUGUAAUGUUAUGAUAGAUAGUAGUUUGCUGUUAUGGUGUGUGUGAGUUACUGUAAUGAUUUAUGCCUAAAUCACUAAAUUGCUGGAAUGUCAUAUUGUGAUACACUUUGUGAUAAAGUAGAGGGAAAUAGUUAUGGUGUAACUGUAGAUGUUAUUUUUAUCUUUGUCUCUGAUGAAUGUGAAUCUCUUGACAAGGACUUUUAUAUUCCACAACCAGUGACACCAUUGAUGAAAUGUAAUUAAUCUAUUCACCUUUAUCUAUUGUACAACAAUUGCAAAAAAAGUUUCUGAGUCUUAUAUUCAUUAUGGCCUUAUGUAUUUUAUGGCCCGGAUGGAAGCACACAAGGGAGGUUACUCCGGGAGGAAACUUGAGUACCCAAGGAAAACCCAUGUGGCCGGGCAGGUGAUUUAUACCUUUUCACAUCUGUUUUAGGAAUCAAACCUCAGACGUCAGGGUGACAAAGUUACCGGUUUGUCAUCUGACGACCUAAAAUGCAUUGUUCUACAUCCAUUAAUGAAAAGUAGGAUUACAAAUAAGAAUAUUGUCCAUGUAAAUCCUUGGUUUUUUGUUUUGCUGUUUACUCACAAAAACCUUUUUUUCAUUUUUUCCGUUUACUCACAAAAACCUUUUUUUCAUUUUUUCCGUUUACUCACAAAACACUUUUUAAAAUUUUUUCCCCUUUUCAUUAUUUUACUUAUAUAUUUACAAUUUCAUGUAAUUUUCUAUGUACAUUACUUCUCUAUCACUAAAUACUUACGAUUGGCAAAUGUUGGCAAUUUAAUACGUGUACGUAUACAUAUUCAUCACUAGAACUCGGUUUUCAUUGGUGGUCGCCAUCGUUGCCAUUUGUGAAAAUGAGAGAUCAUUGGCAAUUUUGAAAUUAAAUGGUGAAAAUAUGCAAGUUACGUGUUUUCCCUAACUUAAUGAUAUGUCAAGACUCUAGAAUGUAUAUUAAUGUGGCUUGUUCUAAUUCAAUGGGUUUUUUUGUUGUUAAAUUCCUUUUCAAAUGAAAAAAAAAACUUUGAGAGAAAAAUCAAUUAUGAAAUUAGUUUCCAAUUAAUCAAAAUGUUUCGGUGCAGAAUUUCCUUAUCUUAAAAACCUGUGAUUCACAAUCAAGAUUUAACAGAUUGUAACACAAUGGUGUCCUUGUAUCACAAAGUCUCAUUACUGUACAAUAUUGUCACUGGUGUACCAUUUGGUUGUUGUAUAUAAUUCUUUAAUUUUCUGCUGUCAGAGUUAUGUUAUAUGCCCUGGUUAGAAAUGCUUUGGUUGGAUGUUUUGAAGUAUAAAUGUUCAUUCUACUUUUGAAAUCAUUUGGAAUGUUUUUAAUUGUACACUCCUGUGCCUAAUCAAUUAAAAGAAUAGAAAUAUUUGAGGGAUGCUAUCGUUCAGCUGUUGUGAUUAAAGUCUUUGACAGCACUCAA
Ylistrum balloti is the source of this 5854-nucleotide messenger RNA. RefSeq names its product 7-methylguanosine phosphate-specific 5'-nucleotidase A-like. The record is from RefSeq and is a predicted model, not a curated record. Gene Ontology annotation, cellular component: cytoplasm. The transcript has 9 exons. Bases 60 to 929 code for a protein of 289 amino acids. Gene Ontology annotation, molecular function: magnesium ion binding; 5'-nucleotidase activity. NCBI's taxonomy places the organism in Eukaryota, Metazoa, Mollusca, Bivalvia, Pectinida, Pectinidae.